AUGUUGGCACGGGCCAAUUUAAAACGCGCACUUGGGUCGCCCGGGGCGUCAUCUGAUGGUGAUGACGAACCUACCCCGAAGCGCGUUAGAGGUGAAAGCACAUCUCCACUGGAGGAUGAAGGCGCAUGGCGCAUUCUAUUCCAGUACCUCACCACUGAGAUGACCUACCCUCAGAUGGAAGAGGAAUUUAUAUCUUACCUUGGCAAUAGAUACUGUGCAAAUGACUGGAAGGACGCGCGAGACGCGUUGUUCUCUGCUGACGACCUAAAUGAUAAUGCAACACCCCUGGUGAAUCUUCAGGCCUUGUACGCUAAGCAUGUACCUCAGGCCUCUUCCCAAUCAAAUAUGGCGAGCCCACUGGAAGAUUCUAGUGUAGUAUCUGCAUCGAGGACGCUUGGGCGCUCGUCAGACACUCGUAAGAGUCAUCCAAGUUGCCGAUCGUGUCAACGACUCAGAUCGAAGAAUCCCUUCAUCGACGUAGAAGCAGAUGAGGGCUCGAGCGAGGAUGAUGAUGAUGACGAUGACGACGAUGACGACGAUGACGGCGAGGGCAGUCGCUCUCUUCGGUCACCAAACGUCACGAGUUUGCCAGGACCGUCAGGGAAACAGACUUUUUUUGCAGCAGUCGACAAUAUCUUCAACCACGUCAACACGUCAAAGUCAUCAGACAGACGCCUUCAAGUUCCUUAUAGAGCCGCCUGGUGCCCUGGGACGAUUGAAAGCAGGAUGUAUCUGCUGCAUGUUCACAGAGCUGCGACUGGCUAUAUCGCCUCACACCUUCGGAGCAAAGGACUCCCCGUUACCGUUUCAGCUUGGAUCCCUGGCCAGAUAUAUGUGGUAUCUGACAGUCCGAAAACCAUUGCGUCAUUCCUCCCAAUGGCACAUAAACAAUCUGUCCGAGAUUACCUUCGUAUCUCAGACAAAGAACGUCAAGCGGUCGAACGUGAACGACCCAAACUUCCCAACCCGGGGUGGGUGCGAAUCGUUCAACGUGGCAAGUACAAAGGCGACAUAGGUUAUGUCUAUGAUUCUGAGCAGUCUGACGACUUUGUCGCGGUCCUAAUCUCCCCGCAGGAUUUCCCCUAUCCCGUGUUUGAAAAAUCUGCUGCACUAUUAGACAGAAGUCAACUUCCGGCAAAUAGUACAGUAUCCGACAUAACUCAUGACGGCAAAGUCGUAGGAUGUUCGUUCAAAGGAGAACGAUAUUAUAUGGGGCUGUUGCUUAAAAAAAUUCAUCAUUCUGACCUAGAGCUUGUUACCACCCCUCAUCCCGACUACAUUCGACUGCAUUUGCAAUCUGGAUGGGACACGCCCUUCGUCAAACGCACUGAGCUGGCAUUUUCUAUGCAGUUCCUGCGCGUGGGCAACGAGGCGAGGGUCAUCUCUGCAGAGAUGUAUUCUGAGAUAGGAAAGGUUGUCUCGACCGAUCAUGCGUCAGACUUUCGACUUCGGGACGUGGAGCGUGUGUUUCGGCUCGGCGAUCUGGUUCGAGUUGUAGCGGGUGUAUACUUGGGUUUGGAGGGUCACGUUGUUCAAAUGUCGGAUAACAUAUUUCACAUUUGUCAAGAGGCAACUAAGGAAGAGGUGUGGGUCGUGCAAAACGUCGACUUUCCAUCUGCUUGCUUGACCCUGUUAUCUCAAACUGAUGGCUCAUUGAUUAACAUUCCCAUGCGGUUCGUGGUGAAGACACACAAUGCGACCGUUGAUACCUUUAAGAACGUCAUCGGCAAAGAAGUAUUUGUCAUUCAAGGUCAGCAUAAGGGUUACCGUGCCACGCUAUACGAUAUCGGGAGAGAGCAUUGUUCUGUUGCACUGCCCGGACAGAAGCGGAUACUGCUCAAACUCCCUGAAGUUGUCACUAGACACGAUUUAAUUUCGUUUUGUGAAAUGCGGGAGAAAUCGUACUUGAAGCCACCGCCUCGAAGUAUCACUCCCCCACCCGAGAAAAUAGCUUCCUCCAGUUCUCUCACAUCUUCCAGCGACCCGCCUUCCAGCGCCCUGAGCACCUGGACUGCCAACCCCGAGGCUGUUGAGGGCCCACUUCCCUGGUUGAUGAAGAAGGAGUUUGCGUCAACUUUCCUUACGCAUCACGUGUUGUUGAAAGUUUCACCGAGCUUCAUGGGGGGGAGGUUACACAAGCGGUUCGUAUCAACCGCAUGUCCAGACCCAUUCUGUGGUGCGAAUGGACCUGCACCUGAGAAUUGCAUAGCAGCAUUUUGCACGUCGAAUGGCACAGGGGCCGCCAUCCAACACUAUCACAUUCCUGCCCAUGACCUCAGUCCAGCUCCUCCGCGUAAAAAGGACCAGCAAUGCCUUAUUUUGGACGGGGAGCAUCGCGGGGCCAUCCUAACUAUAGCGAAGUGCAACAUCAAAAAAAAUACUGUGGAGAUGUUUACAGAUCCAGAUACUAUUAGUACUGCUUUAACUCUUCGCUUCGACCAGAUCUGUCUCGUGGAACCCAUGCAACCUUCGAUGUGA
Molecule: messenger RNA, 2478 nt
Organism: Suillus plorans
Lineage: Eukaryota; Fungi; Basidiomycota; Agaricomycetes; Boletales; Suillaceae
Exons: 9
Coding region: 1-2478 (825 amino acids)
Source: RefSeq, a predicted model, not a curated record